AGAAAUGUGAUCAGAGUGAGACGUCACUCCAUCAUCACCUCCACUGGAGUGUGCUGCGUCAUCACAGUGUUAGGUAACAAACAGGAAAUGUACUUAUAUGUACAUUAAGGUGAUCGAUCAUCGCUUAUCAGCUGACUGACAGGAAGUCACACACCAUGAAGGACAUUUAAACAGGAAGUUGUUCUGAUCUUUGUUUACAGUGUUUGCGUCUCUUCUGAUUGGUUCAUGAUGACACAACUUUAAUACUUUGCUCCUCUCUGUGUCUGAGAGCAGCUGUUUACCUGGACAGGUAUGAAUCAAAGUAAUUAAUGAGCAGCAUAUCAGGUCUAAUCAAGGUCGACUUUGACCCCGUCUGGAUCACAUGGUCAUAUCAGGACAGGCUGAUUCUCAUUGGUCGUUUGAAGGGAGGAUUUGAUGAGUCAUGAUCAGCUGGAGCCAACAAACCAUGCUAACACAUGGAGGACGGAUAGGACCAACUUACAACGUUCUGACUCCACACGGGUCACGCCGGGGCAUGAACACGUCUGAAGGGAUCUGACGUAAUCUGACUUCUCAGUUUCAUCCUGAAGCUGUUGACUGAAUCAGAACUUCACUCUAGAACCAGAACCUGAGCUGUAGAUCCAUAGACGGCAUCCAGACCAGCACGGACUCAGGUUUGAAGUCGUCAUGUCGGACUCCAGCAGAACUGCUGACGAUGCGAGGGCCGCAUUCCAGUCCUGUAAAAGUCGUGAUCCGAAAGACCAGGUUCAGUUCUAUGACAGCUGGGCAGAGAACUAUGAAGAGGAUCACACCCUGAUGAGUUACCGCGCACCGGACCUGGCAGUAAACUUCCUGUCUGAUCACUUCUCUGGGAAUCCGGAAGACGCUCUGGUUCUGGACGUGGCCUGUGGGUCUGGAUGGGUCGCUAGAGUGAUGGUUAAACUGGGCUUCAGGCUCUUUGUGGGAGUGGACGGCAGUAAAGGCAUGCUGGAACAAGCUGCUCAGACCGGCCUCUAUCAGGACCUCAAACUGGCCUUACUGGGACCAGAACCACUGCCGGCACCGCCUGACACGUUUGAUGUGGUGAUCAUGGUCGGCGCUCUGGAUGAUGGUUUCGCUCCGGUCAGUGUCGUCAGGGAGCUCUGCAACGCCGCCAAACCAGGAGGUUUGGUGUGCAUGGCGAGAGGCGAUCACAGAGCGACAUCAUCACACAGAUACAAGAAGGAUCUGGAGAGAGAGCUGCAGCUGAUGGAGGAGGACGGACUGUGGAGUCUAGUCAGAGUCCAACACGUCCACAGAUACAUGGAGGACCCACAUGUGACGCAGGAGGAGCAGGAGGAGCAGGAGGAGCGCUACAUCACAGGAAACAUUUACCUGUACAGGAAGUCCAGCAGAGCAGCAGUCCACUCAUAAACAAACUGUGAUUAAAAGAAUAAAAGACAAAAAGUGAAUUCAGGCUUUCACAUCGUUUAUUAAUAAUAAAAAUCGUUUAUUUCAGUAUUUUAAUGAAUUCCAUUAUUAAAGUUUACUGACCAAUCAUCAGCCUCUGUCUCUGUGAAGUGAAGCCACAACCUGCAGUUCCUCUAACGUCCACCUGAGGCUGGCUCCA
This is a messenger RNA of Larimichthys crocea (large yellow croaker), 1588 nucleotides long. RefSeq names its product methyltransferase-like protein 27. Lineage: Eukaryota; Metazoa; Chordata; Actinopteri; Sciaenidae. The transcript has 6 exons. Bases 667 to 1392 code for a protein of 241 amino acids. Gene Ontology annotation, molecular function: polyprenyldihydroxybenzoate methyltransferase activity. Gene Ontology annotation, biological process: ubiquinone biosynthetic process. The record is from RefSeq and is a predicted model, not a curated record.